Messenger RNA from Moneuplotes crassus, 1921 nucleotides. The record is from the annotation of a GenBank genome assembly. Lineage: Eukaryota; Ciliophora; Spirotrichea; Euplotida; Euplotidae.
UAAAAAUAUGCAGUCAGAAUCAAAAUUCGAAAAACUCAUUAAAGCCAAAAAAGAAAGAAUAAACCAGCAAGAAAACGAAAUCAUCACUCGCAUAAGAGACAACGUAGCUAAGGCAGAAGAAUACACUCGCCUCAACAACAAAAUCAAGACCCUACAAGACGAGAUAAAGUACCACAACCACGAAGCCUACAAUGACGAAGAAAGCAUGGACGGGGAAGAGUCCUCAGAAGAAGAAUCUGUAAGCUCCAGUGGUCUACGGAAACAAACAAAUAUCGAAACCGAACCCAAGGAGAUAAUGACGAAUAAGAAGAUAACAGACCUUGAUAUUGAUAAAUGGUUUGGCAAGGACAUCAAGUGCAAACUUGAAGAUAUCCUGUCCAAAAGAAUCCAUGUUUUCAGUAAAGAAAGAGUUAAGUUAAUUUAAUAUAAACAACGACCAAAAAGAAUUAGUCCGUCCUUAUGUCAACUGAGUUACAGUGAAGCUUUAUAAGGACAAAACUUUCUCAGAAAAGUCCUUGAUGUCGCAGAAUUUCUUGAUAAAAUAAAUCUAAGUUUGAAAUGUACCAGCAAGACUUUAGGAUUAACUCAGAUACUACUUUUGACCAGCUUAAGCAAGGAGCAUGAGAGUUCUGGGGAGAACAUGAUCCAAGCCAGCUUACCUUUUAUGAUGAUAAGCUAAACAUUAUUCUUGUUGACAAAAUUGAGGGGGUCAGUUCGAUCUUUGGUGCCUCUAUUCAAGAGAUGAGUGUGAAUUGCUUUUUUGAAACAUUUAUGGCUACCAAAGCAGUUUUGGUAUUGAUGAAGCCAGUCCUUCACCAACACAUUUUGAUUAGAGAGCAAAUGACAAGCAUUCAGAUUAGAAAAGAAGCAAAUGCUCUUGCUUAUUACAAUUUAAAUAAUUUCCAAGAAAAUGAACAGGAUGAAGAGGCAUAUCUCAUAAACAAACUUGAAGAAACGAAAGGAGACUUAUUCCAAAUGCUAGGGAGAAAGAGACGAGGCCUGAGAGGAACUACAGGGAUUGGAAGUAGAUCCUUUAUUACUCUCUGUGUAUACCUCAUCCUUUUAUUAUUCACAGCAUUAAUCCUGUUUCUUCGAGAAGAUACAAAUAAGUCUUAUUAUAUUUCAAGAAUGGCUUAUUUAACUUUUGACGAUGAAUUCAACGCUGUUACGAACGAUGAGCAGCUCUAUUCUUUCAUUCGAAACAAAAUAGGCGAAGAUCUAUUGGAACAAGAAAUAUCUGGAACCGUAACUCUUCCACAAUUGAGGGUCCUAUCCUACAUGGUCGGUCCUAUCAGAGUCAUGCAAAUGAGAUCAAAUAGCAAGAAGUGCAAAUAAAGUAGUGAGAGAUGACAUCAACAGUUGAUAUUAUGACAGCUAUGAUGAUCACACAAAGGAAACUGAGGAUAUCUGAACUGGCUAUAGUUGGUGAAAGUUCACAAGCGAGAAAAAGUCAGGAAUCAAUAGGCAAAUCUGGGGGAAAUACAGAACUUAUUCAGGAGAUGGAUACAUUUUCGAUUUUGAUCCUGAUCAAAACUACACAGUCUGGAAAGAACAGAUAGAUCUGAUGAUAAACCAAGGAUCUAUUUCUGGGAAUCAGAAAUAUCUAGAUAGGCCAACUCUCGCAAUAUUGAUAUCAUUUAAUUUCUAUAAUCCUUCAAAUGAUGAAUGGAUUGCUUGUGAGAUAUUGUUUGAAUACGUAUCAAGCUUACUCAGUCCUUCCUAUAUCAUUUCAAGGAACUUUGAUGCUAAUAUAAUAGAAAGCUCCAGCGAGAAAGGACUAUGGACUACAGAAUUUUUCAGACUUUUCCUCUCAUUCUACGUUUCUGUUUGUUGUAUUUUUAUCAGAAACCAGUUUUGGAAACUUAACAGUUUUAAGAAAUUUGCUCAUCUGAAGGAUUUGUUCAAAAUAGUGAUCUUAUAG